Messenger RNA from Durusdinium trenchii, 1177 nucleotides. Lineage: Eukaryota; Dinophyceae; Suessiales; Symbiodiniaceae. The record is from the annotation of a GenBank genome assembly.
AACGAAUCAAGUGCAGCGAAGAGCUGCAUCUGCGCACUUGUAUUGCAGCUAGAAUCUAAAACUUGUGGCCUCCUUGCGUUUCCAACCUACAGCGUCAUGCGUGCAAUGGCUGAUGCUGUGAGACGCAGUAGCCAGGGGCGCUCCAAUCGAGAUGCUGGUCCUCCGGAUGCGUCUCGCCGUGGUGGUAGCUCCAGUGCUUCGGCAACUCCAUCAGAGGCACAGCGAAGAAACCUUGCUGGCGCACGCUCGGCACCAGCUCUAGCGGCAGCCGUGAAAGCUGAGCCAAAACCCAAAUCAAAAGCAAAAGUCACAGAGAAGGCAAAGGCGAGGCCUCCAUCAUUUGAUGAGGAACUGCUUCCAAUUCCACACGGUUUGCUGUGCGUGAUUUGUCGAGAGAUCUUCAAGGAGCCGGUCUUUACCAAUGACGGACACACCUACUGUCGCAGCUGCAUUCAAGAAUGGUUCAAGGCUCAUGACGCAAGGAUCGCAGAUUUCUACAAAGAUCCUGCAAACAUUGCUCCUUACAGCAGGAAGGUGCCACCGAACCUCCUGGCACCUAUGACCCAGCUUCCAUUGCACAACAGAAACUUGCAGCCCAACAUUGCACUGAAGCAGGCUGUGGAAGCUUUCUGCGAAACGCGACCUGGCGACGAGCGGAGGGAGCGAGAGCGUCAGAAGCUUCAGAAAGCAGUGCAGGAGGCUCAGGCAACCGAGGGUGCGUUGAAGUCGACCUACACCAAGGAGGUCCGCGUAUUGCAAGGACAAGUGCAGAAUCUCGAGGAGGAGCUCGGACAGGUCAAGAAUGACUUGGAGGCUGCCAAGGAGGAAACACAUAAGCUGAACCAAAUGACAGCAGCAAAAGAGGGUUUCCACAAUCCCUUCCUCGAGUUGGAGCUCGAAGAGCUGGAUCGAGAACUUCCUGUCUAUAGUGCAGAGGAGUUGGGACUCAUGAACUUGCCCUAUGCCACUGAGCAGCCUUGCUUUGAGCGGCCACGCUUUGGUCGGCCACGCUCGCAGUCGAUGUAGAGGGGUGCAGUGGAGGUGAAACAACGGUGAACCAGGCAGGUGGAAAGAGCAUACUCAGCAGAUGCUCAGCAGUGGUUGGAGAGCCUUUUUCAUAUCAGCGCAUUCAGAACCCAGGGAAGGUCCAGAUGGUCUAGAAAGGCUUUGGAGAGGC